Molecule: messenger RNA, 2028 nt
Organism: Magnolia sinica
Lineage: Eukaryota; Viridiplantae; Streptophyta; Magnoliopsida; Magnoliales; Magnoliaceae
Product: B-type cell cycle switch protein ccs52A-like
Exons: 10
Coding region: 34-1518 (494 amino acids)
Biological process (GO): anaphase-promoting complex-dependent catabolic process; positive regulation of anaphase-promoting complex-dependent catabolic process; positive regulation of ubiquitin protein ligase activity
Cellular component (GO): anaphase-promoting complex
Molecular function (GO): protein binding; ubiquitin ligase activator activity; anaphase-promoting complex binding
Source: RefSeq, a predicted model, not a curated record
UCUCAUGAAUUAUUCUGCUCGUGUCUUCUAUCAAUGGAGAAUGCAUCACAAAGGUCUUCGACUUCCCAUCUAAAUCUCCCUCCCAAUCUCUCCAUAAACCCUCUCUCAAUACAAACAAUUCCAUCUGUAUCCUCUCACCAUCACCACCAUUCAGAUUCCUCAGCCACACCUUCUAGAACGAUCUACAGCGACCGUUUCAUCCCCAGCAGAUCCUCCUCCAACUUCGCCCUUUUCGACGUCUCACCUCCCUCCAACGCCUCCUCCGCCGAAGGCCGAGAAGAUGGCUCCGGCGCUUACUCAACACUGCUGCGGACCGUCCUCUUUGGCGAUUCAGAUGUCGUCUCUCCGACCACGCCUGACCGGACGCCGGGGAACUGGUCUGGCCGUAGCUCGCCUUCGUCGGGCGGUGGUGUUGGUAACCCGAGCAGGAAUAUCUUCAGGUUCAAGACGGAGACCCGGAGGUCGUCGUAUUCUCUAUCGCCUGUCGGGUUUGAUGGUGCGCUCCCCGGCGUUAUUCCUACCCCACCCAAGACGCCGAGGAAGGUCCCUCGGUCUCCUUACAAGGUUCUCGAUGCGCCUGCAUUGCAAGAUGAUUUUUAUUUGAAUCUCGUUGAUUGGUCUUCGCAUAAUGUGCUUGCUGUGGGCCUGGGUAAUUGUGUUUAUCUUUGGAAUGCUUGCAGUAGUAAGGUGACGAAGUUAUGUGACUUGGGAAUGGACGAUAGUGUUUGUUCCGUGGGGUGGGCGCAGCGAGGUACACACCUAGCUGUUGGAACGAAUUUAGGAAAAGUCCAGAUAUGGGAUGCAUCUCGCUGUAGGAGGGUAAGGACUAUGGAGGGCCACCGUAUGCGGGUUGGGGCUCUUGCCUGGAGUUCAUCCCUAUUGUCAUCUGGUAGUAGGGACAAGACAAUUCUUCAACGUGACAUAAGAGCUCAGGAGGAUUCUGUUAGCAAACUCAUGGGGCACAAGUCAGAGGUAUGUGGGCUAAAGUGGUCUUAUGAUAAUCGUGAACUAGCAUCUGGGGGAAAUGAUAAUAGACUUUUUGUUUGGAAUCAACAUUCAACGCAACCCAUACUAAAAUACUGUGAGCACACAGCAGCUGUCAAAGCUAUUGCUUGGUCCCCUCAUCUCCAUGGGCUUCUUGCGUCUGGUGGUGGUACAGCAGACCGAUGCAUUCGUUUUUGGAACACAACCUCAAAUUCACAUUUGAGUUGUGUUGACACCGGCAGUCAGGUGUGCAACCUCAUGUGGUCCAAGAAUGUCAAUGAGCUCGUCAGCACCCAUGGCUACUCUCAAAACCAAAUAAUUGUUUGGAGAUAUCCAACCAUGUCUAAGUUGGCGACACUUACUGGCCAUACAUACAGAGUUCUAUAUCUUGCUAUCUCACCUGAUGGGCAGACAAUUGUCACAGGUGCAGGAGAUGAAACACUUCGGUUUUGGAAUGUGUUCCCUUCUCCAAAAUCUCAGAAUACUGAUAGCGACAUUGGAGCCUCAUCUCUUGGGAGAACACAAAUUCGGUGACCUCAGCCACGCAGACAUGUAGUUAGCGACACGAUGAAUUCCCUGGUGUAAAUUAAGUGCGAGGAGAAAGGCUCAAUGAUUCUGUUGCAACCCUGUCUAUCCUUCAAUCAGAGAGUCAUUGUCUUAGACUAAAAAAAUGGCGGAAAUCGGAAAAUGUGGGGAAGAGAAACGAACCUCUUCUCAUAUAUGGGAUUCUUGCAGAUUGCAAGUUCCUUCAUUUAGGAAAAGAAAAAAGAAAAUAUUUUAGUUCUCUAAAGAGAUUUAUUGGAUGGUGGGAGCUGUUAUGGGUCUGGCUGCCCCAUUGCCUUGUAUUAUUAUGGGGGUAGAGAGAGAGAGAGAGAGAGAGAGAGAGAGAGAGAGAGAGAGAGAGAGAAAUGGUAGGUUGUCAUGAAAGAAACAUUCUGGUGUAACAUGUUCACUCACAGUUUUGUAUAGAAAUGUUAAAAAAGAGAAAAAAUCUCCACAACAAAUGCUACUAUUGCUAUGGUGCCAUGAAUUUUGUUUUUUAAA